UGCUGCUGCAAACGUUUCCUAGGUAACGAGGUCCAUAACCUCCAUCGAUUAAAUGGAAUGGACCAAAGUUUGCUUGAAAAACGAGAACGAAACGAGAGACCGCCGGUCGUUGGAAACAGAACUUUUUAAACUUAGACCCAUCAUCCACCGAGGCUUCGGGAGGCUCGCUUUAAAAAUAAAUCAGGACAAGAGAAGAGAUGCAAAUAUAGAAAUUGUGGGAUCGCAUCUCGCUCCGUACUUUUCCAUUUCUCUUGGUCUUUCUUCGUUCGUUUCCCCCAUCGAGGGGGAGAGCGGAGGAGUGCGCGCGGAUAAAGCUGCGACCUUGAGGGUUAGAGCCCGGGGCACCGCGAGGGCGUUGAACGUUGCUGCUUCGCCGCAGCAGAAAAAUCGAAGACUCCACGCCACACACGACGACCAAGACCAAGGAGAAGACGACCUCUUCGAUAAAUUCUCUAAUCCUUUGCGAUAG
Nicrophorus vespilloides is the source of this 469-nucleotide messenger RNA. RefSeq lists its product as uncharacterized. The coding region runs from base 53 to 469 and encodes 138 amino acids. Lineage: Eukaryota; Metazoa; Arthropoda; Insecta; Coleoptera; Silphidae. The record is from RefSeq and is a predicted model, not a curated record. The transcript has 3 exons.